AAAGCGGGAAGCUAGUAUCUGUCAUAUGCUGAAGCAUCCACACAUUGUAGAGUUAUUGGAGACAUACAGCUCAGAUGGAAUGCUUUACAUGGUUUUUGAAUUUAUGGAUGGAGCAGAUCUGUGUUUUGAAAUCGUAAAACGAGCAGAUGCUGGUUUUGUGUACAGUGAAGCUGUAGCCAGUCAUUACAUGAGACAGAUACUGGAAGCACUCCGCUAUUGUCAUGAUAAUAACAUCAUUCACAGGGAUGUGAAGCCACACUGUGUUCUCCUCGCCUCAAAGGAAAACUCUGCACCUGUUAAACUGGGGGGCUUUGGGGUAGCUAUUCAACUGGGGGAGUCUGGACUUGUAGCUGGAGGCCGCGUUGGAACACCUCAUUUCAUGGCCCCAGAAGUGGUCAAAAGAGAACCUUAUGGAAAGCCUGUGGACGUCUGGGGUUGUGGCGUGAUCCUUUUUAUUCUGCUAAGUGGUUGUUUGCCUUUUUAUGGAACCAAGGAAAGAUUGUUUGAAGGCAUUAUUAAAGGAAAAUAUAAGUUGAAUCCAAGGCAGUGGAGCCAUAUCUCUGAAAGUGCCAAAGAUCUAGUACGUCGUAUGCUAAUGUUGGAUCCCGCCGAAAGAAUCACCGUUUAUGAAGCCCUGAAUCAUCCAUGGCUUAAGGAGCGAGAUCGUUAUGCCUACAAGAUUCAUCUUCCAGAAACAGUGGAGCAACUGAGAAAAUUCAAUGCAAGGAGGAAACUAAAGGGUGCAGUACUAGCAGCUGUGUCGAGUCAUAAAUUCAACUCCUUCUAUGGGGAUCCCCCUGAAGAGUUACCAGAUUUUUCUGAAGACCCUACCUCCUCAGGAGCAGUCUCACAGGUGCUGGACAGCCUGGAAGAAAUUCAUGCACUUACAGACUGCAGUGAAAAGGACUUAGAUUUUCUACACAGUGUUUUCCAGGAUCAGCAUCUUCACACAUUACUAGAUCUAUAUGACAAAAUUAACACGAAGUCUUCACCACAAAUCAGGAAUCCUCCAAGUGAUGCAGUACAGAGAGCCAAAGAGGUAUUGGAAGAAAUUUCAUGUUACCCUGAAAAUAAUGAUGCAAAGGAACUAAAGCGUAUUUUAACACAACCUCAUUUCAUGGCCUUACUUCAGACUCACGACGUAGUGGCACAUGAAGUUUACAGUGAUGAAGCAUUGAGGGUAACACCACCUCCCACCUCUCCCUAUCUGAAUGGUGAUUCUCCAGAAAGCGCUAAUGGAGACAUGGAUAUGGAGAAUGUGACCAGAGUUCGACUGGUACAAUUCCAAAAGAACACAGAUGAACCAAUGGGAAUCACUCUAAAAAUGAAUGAACUAAAUCAUUGUAUUGUUGCAAGAAUUAUGCAUGGGGGCAUGAUUCACAGGCAAGGUACACUGCACGUUGGGGAUGAAAUUAGAGAAAUCAAUGGCAUCAGUGUAGCUAACCAAACAGUGGAGCAGCUGCAAAAGAUGCUUAGGGAAAUGCGGGGGAGUAUUACCUUCAAGAUUGUGCCAAGUUACCGCACUCAGUCUUCAUCCUGUGAGGACUUGCCAUCAACCACCCAACCAAAAGGACGACAGAUCUAUGUAAGAGCACAAUUUGAAUAUGAUCCAGCCAAGGAUGACCUUAUCCCCUGCAAAGAAGCUGGUAUUCGAUUCAGAAUUGGUGACAUAAUCCAGAUAAUCAGUAAGGAUGAUCACAAUUGGUGGCAGGGUAAAUUAGAGAACUCAAAAAAUGGAACUGCAGGUCUCAUUCCUUCUCCUGAACUUCAAGAAUGGCGAGUGGCUUGCAUUGCCAUGGAGAAGACCAAGCAGGAGCAGCAGGCCAGCUGUACCUGGUUUGGCAAGAAAAAGAAGCAAUACAAAGACAAAUACUUGGCAAAGCACAAUGCAGUGUUUGAUCAAUUAGAUCUCGUUACAUAUGAAGAAGUAGUAAAACUGCCAGCAUUCAAAAGGAAAACACUAGUCUUAUUAGGUGCACAUGGUGUUGGGAGAAGACACAUAAAAAACACCCUCAUUACAAAGCACCCGGACCGCUUUGCAUACCCUAUUCCACAUACAACCAGACCUCCAAAGAAAGAUGAAGAAAAUGGAAAGAAUUACUACUUUGUAUCUCAUGACCAAAUGAUGCAAGAUAUCUCUAAUAAUGAGUACCUGGAGUAUGGCAGCCAUGAAGAUGCCAUGUAUGGGACAAAGUUGGAAACCAUCCGGAAGAUCCAUGAGCAGGGGCUGAUUGCAAUACUGGACGUAGAGCCUCAGGCACUGAAGGUCCUGAGAACUGCAGAGUUUGCUCCUUUUGUUGUUUUUAUUGCCGCACCUACUAUUACUCCAGGUUUAAAUGAGGAUGAAUCUCUUCAGCGCCUGCAGAAGGAGUCUGACAUCUUGCAAAGAACAUAUGCACACUACUUUGAUCUCACAAUUAUCAACAAUGAAAUUGAUGAAACAAUCAGACAUCUGGAGGAAGCCAUUGAGCUCGUGUGCACAGCCUCACAGUGGGUCCCAGUCUCCUGGGUCUAUUAGGCCUCUCCCCAGAUAUCUGACGCAUACCUGGGAACCACCUCAUACAUGGAAAAGCCUCUUUGUUAUCAGCCUUGUGUCAGCAGGUCGUGGUCCCUAGAGACUACCUAGUUUUAGUGUGACCUACAUUUAUAAUUAUUGUCAUGUCCGAAUAGAUAGGAGGAGAAAAACAAUUACACACUAAUUUAAAGAGACAGUAUCUUUUUUAAUCAGUUCUCCUAAACUUUAAUAAAGUGUAUCUUUAAAUGUAUCCUUUGGAAUGUUAUAUUUUUGGAAAUCAUAGCUUUUUAUUUCCAAGGCCCCUAAAAACUGCACAAAAAUAGAUGCUGCUUUCUAUAAUCUAUUUUAAUAAUAAUAAAAAAAUAAUUCUGUUACCUUGACUGGGGGUGGAACACUACAUUGUUUUUAGAGUCUGAUUUUAUGAAUUGGAACAUCAUUCUUUCCUUUAUUUAUUUGAAAUAAUUAGUCUAGUGAUUACAAAACAAUCAUAAAUUUUUAAAGGCCUUUUUUCUCUCUUUCUUUUUAGAGUAGUAUUUUUUUUAAGUCCUUUUAUGUAACAUCCAGAUAAUGUGAUACUGUCUCUUUGAAGCACCCUGUAAACCUUUUAGAGAUUUGAAGUUGGGUCUUGACUCUUAAUGCAUGUGGACAGUCGCAAGCAUUUAUGCUGUCGGUGUGUCUGUGUUGGACAAAAAAAAAUAUCUGUAAUCUACAGCAAAGUACAUUCCGUUCACGGGGCACACCCAGGGGAAUAAGAAUAAAAUGCUAUUAUGACUAAGUUGUAAACCUAUGCACAUCCCUUGCAUUUUGGGCAACUUUAUAUAUUAAAGAAAAAAAGCAAACCACCCUGAUUUUUAUUAAUAAUAAUCAUGUAGUGAAAUGUGUUUGUAAUUUUGUCUCAAUUUAAUUUGUUGUAAGGUGGGAGGGGGAAUUGCUGGUUUCACCAUUUCAGAUCUGUGUUGUCUGAGAGUAUUAAUGUUUUAAUUAAGCAAAGCAAUGAGGAUUUUUAAUAUGUAUGUAAUUGUUUUAAAGCACCCAUUUUAAGAGAAAAAAUACGGUGCAAUGAAGAAACCAGUUUAGGCAUUUGCUAUAAACUGAAACGAUUCCAAAAGAAUAAUCUAUAACAGCCCUGUAAAUUCCUCUCAAAUGAUAACAGGAAAGUUUGACCAUUUUUUUUAAAUAUACUUCCUUUCAUGUGUUCAAUAA
Molecule: messenger RNA, 3718 nt
Organism: Elephantulus edwardii (Cape elephant shrew)
Lineage: Eukaryota; Metazoa; Chordata; Mammalia; Macroscelidea; Macroscelididae
Gene: CASK
Product: calcium/calmodulin-dependent serine protein kinase (MAGUK family)
Exons: 23
Coding region: 26-2518 (830 amino acids)
Biological process (GO): regulation of neurotransmitter secretion; protein phosphorylation
Cellular component (GO): cell-cell junction; plasma membrane; basolateral plasma membrane
Molecular function (GO): protein kinase activity; ATP binding; signaling receptor binding
Source: RefSeq, a predicted model, not a curated record